Messenger RNA from Verticillium alfalfae VaMs.102, 1320 nucleotides. RefSeq lists its product as hypothetical. NCBI's taxonomy places the organism in Eukaryota, Fungi, Ascomycota, Sordariomycetes, Glomerellales, Plectosphaerellaceae. The record is from RefSeq and is a predicted model, not a curated record. The transcript has 2 exons. Bases 1 to 1320 code for a protein of 439 amino acids. Gene Ontology annotation, molecular function: transmembrane transporter activity. Gene Ontology annotation, biological process: transmembrane transport.
AUGGUGCUCGGCACCUUCAUGUUGAUGGGCUGCUUCGUGGCCUUCGGCUUCUGCAAGGCAUACUGGCAGAUCAUCGUCGUCCAUGUGGCCAUGGGCAUGCUCAACGGCAAUGCUGCCGUCGUGCCAACCGUGCUGGGCGAGGUCACGGAUCGCUCAAAUCAGAGCAGGGCCUUUACCUGGCUCCCCGUCAUCUAUUCGCUCGGAGGCAUCACUGGCCCUGCAUUCGGAGGCCUUCUCGUCGGCAAGCUCACGCCAACCUAUCCCUACCUCGCCCCGAACCUGAUCAGCGCUGGUCUUCUUUUGUUCAGUGUCGUUGUCGUUGGCAUCUGGUUCGAGGAGACGUUGGAGAGCGCCCAUGACGACGCCCACGAGGCCUGGAUUCCAGAGUGGCUUCGAAAUGCCUGGUCCAAGAUAUGGGGCUCGACCGAGCCGCGACGCAACUCUUGGAGCUCGCGUUGGCCUCGACAAGGAUCGCGCGCUGUCGUGGAGCACGACGAUGAGGACGAUGAAGAGGAUGACGAAGGGCACGCCGGAGAGGGCCAAGGCCUUUUGCAUCAUUCCUCUGAUCUAGAUGGCACGGAUGAGGAUACCAAGCACGGAGACGAGCACACGUCAUGGCGCCAGAUUCUAAGCCGCAACACCAUCCUUGUUCUUCUGACGUAUCUUGUUUUCCAGCUCUCGAACAUCUCAUUCAAUGGUUUGUAUCCUAUUUUCGCCAACGCCGAUACCCCCGCCGGUCGCGAUCUGUCGCCCAGCACCAUCGGUGUCUGUCUGAGUGCGGCGGGUGUCGCUACUAUCAUCUUCCAGGCCUUCAUCUUUCAGCAUCUCAAGGCGCAACUUGGCAACUUGGGGAGCUACCGCAUUGCCCUAUUGGGACUCGCCGUCAGCAUGCUUCUCAUGCCCUGGAUUGGCUACAAGGAUGACAAGCCACUCUUCGGAAUUGGAACUGGUCAAGCAUGGCUCUAUGCUGAACUGAUUGCCGUUCUCGUUUUCAAAAACAUCUGCGCUGUUGGUGGACUAUCAAGCGUCAUGCUUUUAAUUACUAAUUGUGCACCGACACACGGCACUCUCGGCACUCUCAAUGGCAUCGCUCAAUCUCUGUCCGCUGCUGGCCGCAGUAUUGGUCCCUUUGUUUCAGGCGGACUCUUCACGAUCGCCAUCGACGUUCGUCCCAAGGGCGAGGCUCUUGCCUGGGGAGUCUUCGGCGGCAUCGCCUUCCUCGGCUGGCUUGGCACUAUGGGCAUCCGAAAUCGCGGUCUUGAAAGCGACGACUGGGUGGGCACUGAGGACCACUCUGAAGACGACGAGGCUGAGCCGUAA